Molecule: messenger RNA, 2148 nt
Organism: Endocarpon pusillum Z07020
Lineage: Eukaryota; Fungi; Ascomycota; Eurotiomycetes; Verrucariales; Verrucariaceae
Exons: 1
Coding region: 1-2148 (715 amino acids)
Biological process (GO): maturation of SSU-rRNA
Cellular component (GO): 90S preribosome
Molecular function (GO): ATP binding; RNA helicase activity; nucleic acid binding
Source: RefSeq, a predicted model, not a curated record
AUGGAGGCUUUUAAGUUGCUGUCAAGGUCAACAAACCUGAAGCCGGCGCAAACAUUGAGGCGGGAACGGAGAAUUGUGCAUGUGCCGUCUGAAGGACAAACUCAUGCUUCUGUUGAUGAAGAGAAUGAGGUCGCAUCUGCAGCUAGCGUAGCUGGUAGAAAACGGAAGAGAGACAUUUUUCCGGCGGCCCAUGACCCAGACGAGGCGUUUCCUUCAAAUGGUGUCGACAGUCAUAAGUCUUCGUCUAAUGGCGCAGGGAAAGCUAAUGAGACGUCUGGGCAUGGAAUUCUCUCUCAGGGGAGACCAACAGCAGGUGAUCCCACGGCCCCGCAAUUACCAUCAUCAGACGAAUGCCGCUCAAUCUUUAUAUCCCACAAGAUAAAAAUGGCUGCUCUGACAGGAGCCCUGAAUAUCGAUGACUCCAGAAGACCAAGCAGCAGAAGAAGCCCCAGCGUCAAAACGCUCGGCCAGAAACGAAAAAAGAAAGCUUCCAGUCUAUAUACACAUCCAUUGACGUCCUUCGCAUUACUGCCAACGCUUUACAAAGUCUCAAGGACACUACUAAACAAUCUCAGAGAGCAAGGCUACACCACGCCUACUGAAGUGCAGCUCGCCACUAUCCCUGUGUUACUCGACCCGGUCGCAGCAGGACUAUGUCUCCCUCCUGAUUGCCCUCAUAUUGAUCUACUUACCGUGGCACCUACUGGAAGUGGCAAGACCCUAGCCUUUCUCAUUCCUCUUAUCAACCAUCUCAUCCAUGACCAUCAUCGAAAUACAGAACACGAAUCGUCACGUCAUGUUAGAGCACUGAUCGUUGCGCCCACAAAAGAGCUAGUAAACCAAAUCGUGAACGAAGGCAGAAAGUUGUGUACGAACAGUGGUGUAUCUAUCACCGCCAUGCGCAAGGGUAUGCACUUGAGCGCUCGAAGUGCUGAAUGCACUCUUGAGAGCGGCGAUGAAAACGACCAUAUGACGAGGCCUCUCGAUGGUCCUUUGAUUGUAAAAGCUGACAUCCUUGUCACUACGCCAUUGCUGCUUGCAAAUACCCUUUCCCAAGAUAAGACCAAGCUGUCUUCAGUGCAAUAUUUCGUAUUUGACGAGGCAGACGUGCUCUUGGACCCACUCUUUCGCGAUCAAACCCUUUCACUGUGGAAGGCUUGCACUAAUCCAUCUCUCCGAACAAGUUUGUGGUCUGCUACUGUUGGCUCGAACAUUGAGGAGUUGGUGAUUGAUUUGAUCGAUGAAAGACAGGCCCGGCUUGAACUCCAAAGCAGGAGUUCAUUGCUCCGCUGUAUUGUCGGUCUCAAGGAUUCGGCCCUUUCAACAAUUUCUCAUAAGCUCAUAUAUGCCGCCACAGAGCCCGGAAAGCUCCUUGGACUCCGCCAGCUGCUCCAUCCAUCCACAACGUUGACUAGUAAAUAUGCCGCCCCACCACUACGACCACCAUUUCUAGUCUUCACACAAACGAUUGAACGGGCUGUUGCACUUCACGCUGAGCUCCUGUACGACAUACCCACCGAAGCCGGAGGCUCUUCUCGAGUCGCUGUACUGCACAGCGAUCUAUCUGAGUCGAAGCGGUCAGAAAUUAUGGCAAGAUUUCGCAAAGGUCAGAUAUGGGUGCUUGUUACUACAGAUCUCCUGUCCCGGGGAAUCGAUUUCAGAGGGGUGAAUGGAGUGGUCAACUACGAUAUACCCACCAGUAGCGCGGCUUAUGUCCAUCGGGUAGGAAGAACAGGGAGAGCAGGCCGAGAAGGUGGGAUCGCUGUGACAUUGUACACAAAAGAUGAUAUCAAGUACGUUAAAGCAAUAGCAAAUGCGAUUGCUGCGAGUGAGAAAGCCCGUGGCAGGACAAAAGCGACCAGUGGAGAGGACGGCGUCCAGAAAUGGCUGCUCAAUGCUCUGCCAGACAUAAGCAAGAAAGACAGACAGGAAUUGAAGAAGAGGGGUGUGAACGUGCGCCGUCCACUUCGAGAAGGAGAUGAUGACAAAGACGUGAAAGCAAAGCGAACCUCUCGGAUCAGCAGCAAGAGUGGAUACGAAAGGCGCUUGGAGAACAAUCGUAAAGGAGCCAUCGCGGCCAGGCAAGACAGGCUGGAGGAUGAAUCCGAGGGUAGUGAAAGUGAUGCGUGGAGCGGUUUCGAUGGGUGA